AUUUGUCAAAAAGUAAAAGAAAAAACAAUCGAAUCGACAGAAAUAUUUUCAUGGUGGAUUUUUGGAAGCAGUCUUGGUGUUUAUUCAAAUAAUUAUGUAGUUUUCAUGGUCAAAUUUGUGAACUGCUAACGAAGUGUGUUUAUUAUUCGCUGCAAAAUCAAGGUUACUUUUCAGAAACAGUGUUCGACGAAUUCAUAAUUUUAUUAGUAAAGGUUGAUUGCUGCUUUGGGUGGUGGCAAAUGUUUACAAAGUGGAAGAAAUCUACGUCUUGUAUUUUCCCAUACUAGGGAUUAAUUUUAGAAUCGAGAGAUAAACAGAAAUUUCGCGAUUGAUAAUCGAAGGUGGUUCUCUUAUCAGUGAACAGGAAGCAGGCAAGACAGUGUGAGUGUGUGCAUCUUUUAUCAUGGAUGUCUGAAUAAGUAAUUACGACGAUAGCAAUUUUGCUCUGAAGAUUUCCCGUACGCUGUCAAAUUGAAAAGAAAAAAAAUAUGCGCUGGAUUGCCAAUCUGGAUGGAGGUCCGAGACGAGUUAAUCAUGCUUCGGUACCAGUGGGAGACUACAUCUACUCGUUCGGUGGCUAUUGCACUGGGGAGGAUUAUCGAUCGACCUGCGCCAUCGAUGUCCACAUACUCAAUACCAACAACAUGCGCUGGACAUUGGCUCCAACUAUGAAGGACGAAUCUGGAGUACCGUGCAAAUAUCCUGAAGUUCCGUUCCAGAGGUAUGGCCAUACAGCAAUAGCGUUUGAGCAGAAAGUCUAUAUCUGGGGUGGCAGGAACGAUGAAAUUGUGUGUGAUAUUCUUUUCUGUUUCGACACGAAGACUUUAAGAUGGAGCAAGCCUGUUGUCACCGGAAAAGUACCCGGGGCUAGGGAUGGCCAUUCUGCUUGCAUUUACGGCAAUCGAAUGUACAUUUUUGGUGGUUUCGAAGAGAUGAUCGACAAAUUCUCUUGCGAUGUACACUAUUUGGAUAUGCAGACCAUGCACUGGACCUACGUGGACACCCGUGGAGAUCCACCUUCCUAUAGAGACUUUCAUUCCGCGACCAUUGUGCACCACAAAAUGUUUGUAUUUGGAGGGCGAGGAGACGCCUGGGGUCCGUACCAUUCACAGGAGGAAAUUUACUGCCCAAAAAUAGUCUGUCUGGAUCUCAGGUCGAAUCGAUGGGAAAUGCCCAACACAACAGGGGAGGAGCCACUCGGCAGAAGAAGUCAUUCAGCAUUUGUCUUCAAUAAUAAAAUCUACAUCUUUGGUGGUUAUAAUGGUAACCUGGACCUGCACUUCAACGAUCUCUACUGCUUUGACCCUACGAGAUAUGUGUGGAAAAUAGCUCACCCGCGAGGACAGUCGCCACGGGCACGACGACGGCAAUCCUGUCUAGUCAUCGGACAGCGAAUGUAUUUAUUUGGAGGCACAUGUCCAUCACACUUCUCGGAUCCUGCCACUUAUGAUUAUAGCGAUACUCACGUGCUUGACUUCCACCCCACGUUACGUACACUGGCAAUGUUGAAAGUACAGGAGUACAAGUUGGAUAGUUCGUGCUUACCAAGAACAAUCAGGAUCGAGAUGCGCAAUAUGACCACGCCCAACAAAAUUAGUCGCUCACUGGUGAGCGGGUAAUAAAAUGUGACAACAUUCGAGUAGAUAUAUGGAUUGGUCUGUGUGCUGAAUCUAUGAUAAGUUUAAAUUAUGAUUAACUAGAUUCAUUUUCUCGUUUCAUGGCAUCAAUGAGUUCACUUUUUUUGGUUGUAUCUGUUGGUGAAUUAGGUAGAUAUUAUGGCGGAACAGCUGCAAUAUUCCCUCUAAGGAAUAAUAGAAAACAUCACAAUAUAUGUUUUUAUUGAUUCACAUCGGUUUGCGGCAUUUAUUCCCGUUAGUGUACUCAACUUCUACAGCCAUUCAUCGACUAGUACGGUUUAAAAUCUCCACGUGGCUGUGACAGUGAAAAAAGUUAUUUUAAUUUUGCAUAGGGAUGCUGUUUUUGAGAUUUUGCUUAUUUAGGCCAUUAUGAUCCUACUCAACCGUGGGUUACGAUGCGCAAAUUGCUUGUUUCUUAUUUUAGUAAAUCUUUGAGCGCGAAUAUAAUUAAACUUGAAUUGUAUGUUUGAGGAUACCACUCCUAUAGAAGGGUGUUGAGCCGGAACAAACAGUAUGCUUUUCUAUUGUUCUUGGAUAAGCAAAGAAUGGAAAUAAAAUAUAAGCGAAUAAAUUGAUGAAAGCCUAAAUCUCAACAGAUGCUUAAAAUAAUUUUCGGAGCAAAGUCAAUAUUCAGAAAUUAAGAAAUCAGAGGAUAAAAAUAGUAAAUAACAAAUUAUAAGCUCCAUUUGCCACAAAAACAUUUCUAUUGCCAAUUUUAAAGUCUCGGGAAUGGAUGCCACGCCCUUUAUUUUUUUUAUUAUCAAAUGAUAUGAGUGACUGAGUUUGACACGAAUGAACUGAGCAUCAAAAUAGACGUGUGCAUGAUCGAUACUUAUGUAGUUUUCAAUUGAUAAUUUGUACAUAUUAUUUUUGUAUGUCAAAUAAAUGAUUUUUUGAGGAGUA
Messenger RNA from Armigeres subalbatus, 2540 nucleotides. RefSeq names its product kelch domain-containing protein 3. The record is from RefSeq and is a predicted model, not a curated record. The transcript is spliced from 5 exons. Gene Ontology annotation, molecular function: protein binding; chromatin binding. Gene Ontology annotation, cellular component: cytoplasm. The coding region runs from base 489 to 1619 and encodes 376 amino acids. NCBI's taxonomy places the organism in Eukaryota, Metazoa, Arthropoda, Insecta, Diptera, Culicidae.